AUGUCAGUUAAACUUUUGACUUUUUUGCUGCUCCAAACCGCAGUAGCUAUCCUGGCGGGCGUUCUCACGAUACCUCAGCCCGUGCAUCACCAAACUUCGCUAAUCAACGAGCUCCUCAGACAACCUCCGCGCAUCGGUGGUCGCAUUGUUGGUGGCCAACCUAUAAACAUAACAGAUGCUCCAUACCAAAUCUCGUUACAAUUAUCGUUUCUAAUAUUCUCGAAGCAUAUUUGCGGCGGUUCACUGAUCUCGAAGGAGUGGAUACUAACGGCAGCGCAUUGCACCCGGAAGAAAGCUAAUCAACUACGCGUGCGGUUAGGAACCUCUGAAAUUAAAAGAAAUGGGCAGCUUCUACGAAUCAAAAAGAUUGUUAACCAUGAAAAAUACAACAAUUUAAAUUACGAUUAUGAUUUUUCGUUGCUGCAGCUGCAGGAACCAAUUGAAUUCGAUGCGACCAAGCAGGCUGUUAAGCUGCCGAAGCAGGGCCAAGAGUUCAASGACGGUGAAGUGUGUUAUGUAAGCGGUUGGGGCGACACAAGGAACUCUAAUGAGUCAAACGAGUGGCUGCGACGGGUGCCGUUACCGCUGGUCAACCAGGAGCAGUGUAGGAAGGAAAACCUUCUAAUCAACAUUGUGACAGAUAGCAUGAUCUGUGCUGGCUAUUCGGAAGGUGGCAAGGGCGCCUGUCACGGCGAUUCUGGUGGUCCCAUGGUCAAUGGGGACGGUAUGUUGGUGGGCGUAGUGUCUUGGGGCAAUCCGUGCGCAAAACCUAACCAUCCGUCCGUAUUUGCUAGAGUAUCCUAUGUUCGUGAAUGGAUCAGAGAGCACAGCGGUGUUUGACUUGCUAACUAACUAAAUAAACAACCUUCAGCAGCAAUAA
Molecule: messenger RNA, 880 nt
Organism: Drosophila arizonae
Lineage: Eukaryota; Metazoa; Arthropoda; Insecta; Diptera; Drosophilidae
Product: trypsin-7-like
Biological process (GO): proteolysis
Molecular function (GO): serine-type endopeptidase activity
Source: RefSeq, a predicted model, not a curated record